AUGGUACAUGAUCAUAUAAAAAUUGGGAAGAAAACUAUUCCAAAUUUAAAUUUGAAACAAGAUCUUGAAUCACACACUAAAAAACCGCUUAGAAAUGGUCCAAGGAAAGUUGCUCUAAAGCAACAUCAUAAUUCUCAAAAUAUGUGCCCUCAAUUUUUAAAUGAGUUAGAAUCAUCAUUUUAUUGUAAUAGCGAUAAAAUAGUUCACAUCUAUGGAAUAACACAAGACCCGAAAACAAAAGAUUAUAUGAUCGUAAUGCAUCUUGUUGAACAGGGCAACUUACGAUCUUAUAUUCGUGAAAAUUCUAAUAAACUUACUUGGAUAAAAAAAAUCAAAAUCUUGCUUGAUAUUGCACAAGGAAUUCAUUCUAUUCAUCAAGCUGGCUUGUGUCACAAGAAUAUUCAUACAGGCAACUUGUUAUAUGAUAAUGAUGUUGUGUUAAUAAGUGAUUUGGGUGUUUCUGGACCUGCUGAUAAAUUAUGCGACUAUAACGAAGCUAUUGGUGUUAUUCAAUACAUGGCUCCUGAAAUAUUACGUGGAAAACCAUAUACUAAAUCCGCUGAUAUUUAUGCUUUUGCUAUUGUUAUGUCUGAAAUUGCUUCUGAACGUCCGCCAUUCGUUGACAUUCCACGUGACAAUUUUAUGAACUUGGUAUACGAUUUAUGUGAUGGUUACAGACCACUUAUUAAGAAUUAUUUACCAAAAUGCUUUGAAACCUUGAUGAUACAAUGUUGGGACGAUGAUGAAUUUAAUCGUCCUCAUGCACGACAGUUGGUUGAUAAAUUGUUCGAAUGGUAUAAUGAAAUUCGUAAUAAUACCAAUUCGGAAAUUUGUUUGCAAUUUAAGACUGCCGAUGAACAUAGACAAUUGAGAUUAAAACUUCCUUUAUAUAAAUAUGACAUAUAUAAAAGUCGGCGAAUAAGAACAACUGAUCUCGGUGAUGAUAUAAAUUUUUCUGGAGAUGGCUACCACGGUUAUGGGAAUGAUUUUCCAGCGUUACUUGUGCGUGAAUCUGGAGAUGGUCUAGAGGAUGAAGAAGAUUUAAGGGAAUAUGAACAUGUUUCAAUGCAAAGGAAUGACUUUCUCUCAUGGCUAGAAAAUGUUGAAGAUGAAAUGCCAAAUUUACUCGAUUAUAAAUUUUAG
Cetraspora pellucida is the source of this 1143-nucleotide messenger RNA. The record is from the annotation of a GenBank genome assembly. Lineage: Eukaryota; Fungi; Glomeromycota; Glomeromycetes; Diversisporales; Gigasporaceae.